AUGAGUAUUGUCAAAGGAAUUGAUGAGAACUCAAAGGCUGAAACUAUUGAGGUUGACAGCGGAGAAAUAAUAUUUGGUUCGGAAUCAGAUGGAACGGAGGAUUAUGCGAUAGUUGAAGAAGCCAAACAUGAGAACGAACCUAAAAAACAACAAGAGCUAGAGCAUGUUCAUAUCACUGGUCCAGGGGAACAACCAGUUGAACACAAUCAGCCAACUAUUAAAAAUCCGACAGUUACAAAAGUUCAACCAGUUGACGAAUAUCAACAUAAAUUAGAAGAGCGCGUUAAACUGGGUAUAAUUGACUUCAAACAUGGAGAUUUAUACGGAAAGAAUCACCAACGUGCUAUGAGUAAUCCUACGGUCAACGAAGUUGAAAAGGCUAAGAGACUUGAAAAGCUCCUUGGAACACUAGAAGACCAUAAGCAUCCAUCGCUGGUUGAUAAAUUCAAAAAAGAUAAAGGAAACUUCAAUCAGCGCUCCCAAAGUGACCCCGCUCGAAAUAAAGUUGGAAAGGCAAAAAAUUCUAAUUCUAAUGGACCUGGACAAGAAUUAGAAAAGCAAAUUAAAGAGCUCGCAAUUAGUGACUUCAAACAUGGAGAUUUAUACGCACAAAAUCACCAACGUGCUAUGAGCAACCCUAUUGUCAAAGAAGAUGAAACGGUUAAUCGAUAUGAAAAGUUUCUUGGAACAAUAGAGGAUCAUAAACAUCCUUCGCUAGUUGAUAAAUACCGAAAAGGUUAUCAAAAAAAUCUUGCUAGUAAGUCUAAUAUUUCACAAUUUAAGAUAAAGGAAGCUUAA
Meloidogyne enterolobii is the source of this 798-nucleotide messenger RNA. NCBI's taxonomy places the organism in Eukaryota, Metazoa, Nematoda, Chromadorea, Rhabditida, Meloidogynidae. The record is from the annotation of a GenBank genome assembly.